UAUUGGUUACGUUAACGUUGUUGGUUGUGAUGAACAACUGCUGCUGCUUCCACAACAAUAUCCACAUGGCAUUCAUCCGUCCAACUUGAUCCAACCCUUUCCUCCUUCUCAGCAGUACUUCUUCAGUUUGUGUUUGUCUUUGGCCAGUGACACUGUCUCACGCUGCCUCUCCCCACUUUAUUCCCCAUACGUGCACCACCUUUGCAUACACCAUGCUCACAAAUAUUCCACCCAAGAAGCCACCAACUAAGAAGUUUUUGAACUGCAUUUUAAAAACACAAUGUAUGUGAGCAUAAUUUGUAUCAAUAACAUGCAAUAAAAUGUGAUAAAAGUGAGAGUUGAUUAAUAGUGCAUAGAUUAGACUUGGUUGGCACAGUUAAACUGUUGAUUAGUUGCUGUGAGUUUGUGGAUUUGUGAUCUUGCAAGACUGGAUUUUGUUAUGGAUGGAUUUCUCUCGUCGUUGUCGACUUGGUCGUCGUGAAUGAUGAUCAGUAGUAGUGAAUAAGGAGAACGUGUUGCUAGCGGUGACUUGACGAGCAACUAACUUCGAAUUAUUCCCAAAAUAUGAGAAUCUGGGAAAUCCGGGGGAACGACGGGUAUGCUGAUUGAAAAAAUGGUGGAGAGCUCCGUAAUCCCGACAGGGCCCAGAUCCGUCGCCAACAAUAAGCCCAUAAUAGAUCUCAACGGCUUAAAUAACAACAAUAAUAACAACAACAACAAUGAGAGCGACAAUGAGAAACCAGAACCACAUGAGAUGAAUGGACAUGUGAUCAAGACUUUUGAUUCUCUGGAGGACGAAGAUGAAGAAGACGAGGAUUUUGCCACGGCUUCAUCAUCCGAGGAGGAUGACGAGACACCGGAAACAGGGACGUGCCGAAGUAGUCAUCGAGAAGGAGGAGUGAUACCGGACGUGCUGCUAAAUGAACUGCAUGAGAUCUUAGUUUCCUCGUCUUCUUCUUCGGCAGGAGGAGAGGAUGGAGAUGAAGAAAUAAGCGAUGAUGAGAAUGGGGAAAGUUGGAGCUCUCCUGGCAGCAGUAGCAGUGGUGGCAGUGGUGGCUCUUCACCGGUGUUGGUACUGGAGGCGAUCCCGGAGGAAGACUCCGACUGGGACUCCGAUACUACCCUCACCGAAUUCAGUGCGGGUGCUGAGCAUGCCCGCUUUCCGCCACUUUCCGACAUAUCGACCCAACCACCACCGCUCCAGCCCAGUGUUCUUCUCCCUGGGCCCAAAGAACCAUCAACAGUGCCAGCCGUCGUCCUCCACUCCGAGUGUCAAGUAAAUAAGGGCCCCACUCAAGGACCACUCGUCUCCCUUGCAUCGUCAGAGCCCACCACAUUGCCACCCACUCACCCAGAAGGAGAAAAUACCCCCACUGACAGCCCCACUCAGUUGACAGAGUCGGGACGGGACUCUGGCAACGGAACGGGGUCACCGACUCCAGAUAUUUACACGACUGUCACUACUCCUCCGACUCUCUCGGAUCCCUUCAAGAGAACUGUGUCAUUCCUUGAACCCUGUGAAACCAGUAGUUCUGCUGGUGAGGACAGUCACGAAGAAGAGAAAGCAGUGCUCCGGAAGGACGAUAAUAAUCAUUCUGGUUGUGAAAGUGCAACAGAGCAAGACGGAGCAGGGAAGAAUAAUCAACCCGCAGAGGAGAAUCCAGCAGUACAACCCGAGUCAUUAUUACAUAAUCCUCCAGGAGAAGAGCAACAAACUCUCCACUCCGCACUCGUGUCUCCUCUUCACAUACGACCACAUGGGCAAAGUGACCCCGCUCCAAAAUCUGACCCCGAUUCGCCCCACAGAAAGAAAGUACAAAGAGAAAAUGGUUCAUUUCGUGUAAAAAAGUGUGUGACAUUCCGAGACGACUGUAAGCAGUCUGGGACAAGGGAGAGUUUCGUCUCGAGAGGGGAAAGUGGUGGUGGAGACAAGAGUGAGGUGAGCAGAAGGGCUGGUGGGAGGUGCCCUGCAGGUGCUGCUGGGGUCGAGGAGGGGGAGCAGCAUCAGCGAGUCUUAGCCGCCCCCUCCGGCCCAGCCUCGGAAUAUUUUGUAGUCAAACUACUCGCGGCCGAGCAACAGCGACAACUGGACCUGGUCGACCUCACCAAGUUGACGAACAACAUCGGAGGAGCAGGGUCCUAUGACGGAGGACGAGAACUGAGCAAAUUCAUCGAAGCUGAAACUGCAGGAUCGUACUUUAGUGACAAUAAUAAUUCGGAAACUUCAGGAGAGAUGCAUCAAAGACUGUCUUCCUCUUGCUCGGAGCAUCAACAUCUUCCACCCGGCGUUCCGAGGGAGAAGCCACGCUCCGUUUUGCGAAAAGUGGGCGCCGCGGUGAAGAAAUCGGGUCGCAAUGUGUCGUUUAAUGAGUCUCUCAACCUUUUUUACGAGGCGGAGUGUCAGUGCUGGAUUCACGAGGAAGACUAUGCUCGCCUCCGUCAUGAGGAGCAAAUGCAACAGCAACUCAUUUACGAGCAGGCCACCCAACUCCACCAAUUGCACCACCACCAUCACCACCACCACACCCCUUACCUCACCUACGAACCUCCACCCCUCGAGUUCGAGGACACCCCCACGCUGUCCCCUCCCGAGGGCUACAAGGACCGCUUCUUCCCCCAAAUGAUGGAACACCACCAGCUCCAACAACAACUCCAGCAACAACAGCAACAGCAACAACAAUCCUCGCAGGAUCCUGAUGUGACGCGAGUGAGUCCACCAUCGCCGCCGGCCGCCCGACGGAAAGUCUUCCUUAAGGAGAGCAACUCUCCAGAGCAACAGCCGCCCGUGAUGAACCACACCCACCACCGCCCCAUCCUGAACGGGCUCGAGGAGGAGGAGGACGAGGAGAGCAGGGCCGCCAAGAAGGGCUCACGGUUUGGAGGAAUUCUGAAAGGUGGUCGAUUGUGGAGGUCAAACAGCUCGGAGUGCAAAAAAGUCUCGUCCCCAUUGGAUGAGCCGGAUCUGGUCAAAUGCACGGAACAGGGUGAUAAAAGGGCUAGGGCGGCAGAUGCAGAAAAUUUAUAUGCGCUCACAAAUGUUUCACAGCAGAACCAGUCUCAGCAGGUGGAGAUGGACGAGGUCAUGGUGACCCACCGACCUACCCAAGUCAGUAUUGGCACGGCUCCGCUGCGAACGUCGGAGCAGAUUCGCCUCGCCGUGGACUCUACGUUGAGAAUGUCUCGCUCCAAGAAGAACAAGCAGGAGUGCUCCUCUCUCGUCGAGAAACUCAGAUGGCUCACCUCACUGGAUGAUGAGGACUCAUCGGACAGCCAGUCGGUAAUUCUAGAUUCCACAGGUUUUGCGACCUGGCCGUCCCGUGACAAGAAUGGUGCCCCCAACUCUGCCCCUUCCUCGACAACAUCUUCCUCCAGAAAGUCGGAUGCCGGCACAUCCACUUCCGAGGAGUUUGUUCAUCCCACUCACGCCAUGCGGCUCCCCAUUUCUGCAAACGAAGCCAAAAUUAAGCAGAUUUCCUACACGUUGGAAGACAUUGAUGAGGGACUCAAAGGCGGUGACAACGAGUUGGAGACCUUUAUCACGGAAGACGGCAUGAGACUGGAGAGAAUCCGACGUCGCUACGGGGAAGACGUGGGUGGAGAUGACUAUGGAUUUAGCCGACGUCCCUCCGUGAAAGGAAUCAAGCCCAAGUUUUCCUCCACGAAUCAGAUUUUUGCCCAGUUUACGAGAGCAGGUGCGGAAACGCCGAUUCCUCAAAUGCAGAUGCAGAUAGAGUCACAAUACGAAAACAUGCGUCCCAUUUCCAACUCCCACUAUGAACCUCUACCUCCAAAUGGGGCCGUUGGUGGUGGUGGUGGGGAAGGAGGCAACAACGGCAGUGGUGCUAGAGUGAACUUGAACUAUGACCAAUUCCCCCCAAAUCCAACACCCACGAGCAGCAGUAGUAGCAGCGGUGCUGGUGGUGUUGGAGGUGCUGGAAAUAAUGGGAACGUUGGUGGCAAUGGGAAUGGAAGUCUAGCCCAACAACAGCCCACCGUGCGCCCAGGUAUCGCAUCCAGUGAAGAAAGUCGCAGCCAUUUCGAAAUGAUUCGGCAAUCUUUUGAGCAAGCAAGUUUCGUGAGCUACAAUCGCCCUCAUUCCUGGAGUGUGAGCACGCUUCCACACAACCACACGCACGCCAACGCUACCACUUCGACGGGACACAUUCCUCUCCCGGGCAUAGCGAAUAAUUUGAGCGGCAGUGCCCUCAACAUUCAGAGUGGUGCUGGUCCUCCCCAAGGACAACCGCAACAACCGCAGAACAACUUGUCCAUGGGGGUCCCUCUGGUCGGCAUGAACGGGGCGACGGGGAUGGGAGGCACGAGACCCAACUCGAUGCCCAUCAUGGGUCCGCAGCAGCAACAACUUUAUGGGACGCUACCACAUCAGAUGAUGGGACCGCAACAGCAAGGCCCCGGCGGGCAACCCAUUUAUGGAACUGUGCGGAGAGUACCAAAUGUGAUAGGUCGACCUUUAUUUCUACACUACGGAGCUUUGUCGGUGGAAGCGCACCCCAACAAACUUGUACAGCCAUAUCCUCCCACCAAGGUUCCCGAGACACCAUCUCCCACUCAGCAGCAGCCUCCCGCUCCAAUAAAUAAUAUUAAAUACUACGGUCCACCGAUCAGAUAUUACAAUCCGCCGCCCCCCGUCCCGCCCAGAUCUGCUACCACGGCGAUCGGUGGAGCUGGGAAUGGGGACUGCAUCGGACUCGAGCGAGGCAAUCCUGAGGGGGCAACGGACGAGGAACCUUCAAUCAAGGAACCCUACUCGAUGAACGUAUAAUAAUACUUGCCAGAGCUACGUCUCCACUAAAUAGCUUAACAAACCCACACCUGAUGAUACCCUUAGAAAUUAUUAUUACCAUUGGUAAAUAGUGUCAGAUGCAUAAAUACAUGUAUCCAUAUGUAUCAGUAAAGGAAGUAUUAUCAGCGACGUACGUAUCUAAAUAUCUCCUCCGAAGCACUACAUAAUAAAUCCAAACGUCGGAUGAGGAUCACCGGAAGCUUAAAUAUCGUACUCAUUCGACAACAAAAAGAACAAAAAACAAGUAUUUGAUACAAAUCAGUAGACUUCGUCUCAUCAUUGGGUACGAGGAAUUACUUAAAAAACAACUAACCCUGCCUGCGUACUAUAUAGCUUUAGUUUUGAAUAAUUUAAUUAUCAUCCUAUUAAUUAAUUAACCAUAAAUUCUUAAAGGGACGGUUUGUCCACUGUAUUAUUGCUGUCGUGUCAUUCAACAGAAAAGUAUUAUGCUCCUUUUUUUAUUGUAGUUUAUUAAUUAUGUAACAACUGGAGAAAAGAUGCGAGCGACGUCGACGACGCUUCUCACCUUUCUCCAAAUCAAAGUCAUUCCAAACCAAAGAUUUUAUACUCGUUGUUCUUGUGUCGUCGUGAAACUGCUGAUUUUAGAGAUGUAGUUUUAUUUGAGCUUUAUAUACAUAUAUUAAUUAAUUAAUUAAUUGAAUACUAUUCUUGGGCCACAUCAUAUUUGUCACUUAUGUAUUAAAUAUUAGUUACUGAAAUAUUUACUACUUAUAUUUAUGACUGCAGGAAAUGUUGAACUGCAUUUGAAAGCUCAUCAUCAUUCCUUCAGUAGAGUCUCCAUGAAGAAACGAGAAAAUACAGUGCAGGAAAUUUUUGUAACAAUCAGAAUCAAUAGCGUACCUUUGAAACCAUCACCUUUUUGAACACUUUUUGGACAUUUUUCCCCAAAUAAAAAGUACCCUUCAAAUUUUGGUAUAGGAAAAAAGUUUCAUAAGAAUUUGUAGCUUGAUCCAUGUCUUAGCUGACUAUUGAAAUACUCGCAAUUUGAAGUAAAUAAAGAGGUCAUAGUGAGAAAGAGGGAGAGGCAAAUAGGAAAUUAAUAGGGGAUUUGUACUCUGACUCGAAAUGAGGAAAAUGAUCACUGGACAUCAGUACCUAUGUUAUGUGUAUUGCAGCAGCAGUUUGAAAAUACUCGCAAAUUGGUUUUGAAGAAAAUAUGGAUCAAUUUAAUAUACGUUAUUAUUAAAAAAAGGAAUUAACAAAGAAAUUAAAAUGUGCCAAAGAUUAUGAUGAUGCGAAAAAAUGAAAUAAAUCGAAAACUAUAAAAUCUG
Molecule: messenger RNA, 6096 nt
Organism: Folsomia candida
Lineage: Eukaryota; Metazoa; Arthropoda; Collembola; Entomobryomorpha; Isotomidae
Exons: 15
Coding region: 599-4783 (1394 amino acids)
Source: RefSeq, a predicted model, not a curated record